GAGGCCAGUGGCGCCUGCGCGUUGCGGGCUGUGAGCCGCUCGCCCUACGGCUGUACACCAUGGCCCAAGCAGAGAAGAAAGGCGGACUGCUCUGGAAAUCUUCAGCCUCCAAGAAACCAUUGAAAGAGAAAGUUGUGCUAAUGUACGAUGAGAUCUUCAUGACGGAGGAUCCCAGUAAAUGCAGCCCUCGGUUCUGGGAGGAGCUUUUCCUCAUGAAGGUGAACCUGGAGUAUCUAGAAAGCAAGCUGGAGUCUCUGGAUGGAGAAGAGUUAAUGAAGAUAAAAGAUAACAUUAACUGUUUGUUCCAACACUGCAUCCAGGCCUUGGGAGAAGAGCACCCAAUCCGAGUAGUCAAUGCGUUACAGACGUUAUGUGCGUUGAUUCGCGGCGUCCAUCAGAAGAACAAAUCCACCUCUGGGUUUGACAUCAUCAACAUGCUCAUGGGCUUUGACAAAGCAGAGCUGUGCAUGAAGAAUCUGAUGGAGAGCUUGGACUCGCUGCUUUGUGCAGAAGGCUCCGAAAGCCUGAAGAGUUUGUGUCUGAAGCUGCUUCUCUGCUUGGUAACGGUGACAGACAACAUCAGCCAGAACACAAUCCUGGAAUAUGUGAUGAUUAACAGUAUAUUUGAAGCUAUUUUACAGAUUCUGUCCAACCCACCUAGUCGCAGGGAGCAUGGUUAUGAUGCUGUUGUCCUUCUUGCUUUGCUAGUUAACUACAGAAAGUAUGAGUCGGUGAAUCCCUACAUUGUGAAACUCUCUAUUGUAGAUGACGAGGCCACACUCAAUGGAAUGGGACUGGUCAUCGCCCAGGCAUUGUCCGAGUACAACAGGCAGUACAAAGAUAAGGAAGAGGAGCACCAGAGUGGCUUUUUCUCAGCCUUAACCAAUAUGGUGGGCAGCAUGUUCAUAGCCGAUGCCGAUGAGAAAAUCUCCGUCCAAACCAAUGAGGCAAUUCUUCUGGCCCUCUACGAAGCCGUUCACUUAAACCGGAACUUCAUCACCGUGUUGGCACAGAGCCAUCCAGAAAUGGGGUUGGUGACAGUGCCGAUAAGCCCAAUUCCAACAACGCCAGUCACUCCACUCGGGACCACUCCGCCUUCUUCAGACGUUAUAAGCUCUGCAGAGCUGCCUUUGGAUGCCGAUGUGCAGACCAGCAACCUGCUGAUAACCUUCUUAAAGUACAGCUCAAUUGUCAUGCAGGACACAAAAGACGAACACCGGCUCCACAGCGGCAAGCUCUGUCUGAUUAUCCUGACGUGCAUAGCAGAGGAUCAAUACGCUAAUGCUUUUUUGCAUGAUGACAACGUGAAUUUUCGAGUAAACCUGCACAGGAUGCCAAUGAGACACAGGAAGAAAGCCGCAGACAAGAACCUGCCCUGCCGCCCCCUGGUGUGUGCAGUCCUAGAUCUGAUGGUGGAGUUCAUCGUAACACACAUGAUGAAAGAGUUUCCUAUGGAUCUGUAUGUGCGGUGCAUUCAGAUCGUGCACAAGCUGCUGUGCUACCAGAAGAAAUGCAGAGUGAGGCUUCAUUAUACCUGGCGGGAGCUCUGGUCAGCUCUGAUCAACUUGCUGAAGUUCCUCAUGUCCAAUGAGACUGUGCUAUUGGCAAAACACAACAUCUUCACCGUGGCGCUCUUGGUAGUGAACUUGUUCAACAUGUUCAUCACCUACGGAGACACCUUCCUCCCAACUCCCAGCAGCUACGAUGAGUUGUACUACGAGAUCAUCCGUAUGCACCAGAAUUUCGAUAACCUCUACUCCAUGGUGCUCCGGCUUUCGACCAAUGCCGGUCAGUGGAAGGAGCCUGCCAGCAAGGUGACGCAUGCGUUAGUCAAUAUCAGAGCCAUCAUCAACCACUUCAACCCAAAGAUCGAGUCUUACGCUGCAGUGAAUCACAUCUCCCAGCUCUCGGAGGAGCAGGUCUUGGAGGUUGUCCGCUCUAACUACGACACGCUAACCCUGAAGCUUCAGGACGGGCUGGAUCAGUACGAGCGCUACUCGGAACAGCACAAGGAGGCUGCCUUCUUCAAAGAACUGGUUCGGUCCAUCAGCAUCAACGUACGGCGGAACCUUGCCUUCAACACGCUGAGCCAGGAGGUCCUUCUGAAAGAGUUCUCCACCAUCUCUUGAGCCAGAGCCGCUCAGCUGCCGCGCGGGGCUGUCAGGAGAACGACCCGUCUCGGCGCAAACACCACCGAGCUGCGGCCACCUGCCCCUCGCCCGCGGAAGGGACUGCACUUCCUGGGGGCAGCUUCCAGUGCGGGCAUUCCUGCAGGACUCUGUGCUCACGGAGAGACACUCCCAUCCAGACACGCGGGGGGCAGAUUUAGCUGAAGCAGGGACAUUGAUGCGCCGGAAGAGCAAUAGCGUCAUGGUGCCAGGGAGGACGUUGGAUGCCAUGGGUGUAGGGAGCUGCUUGGGCUGCAGUUCCGGUUGAGGACUAGCUGAGAGAUUCCCUUGGGGUGCGGGGGGGGGGCACAUUCACAAAGCAGAGAGCAGAGCUGGGUUUCUUUCCUCCCCUGAGCAGGGUCACUCCAGAUGUGCUGGGAGAGAUCACUCAACUUUCUCUGCAGGAAAAAUAAAUUUCCCGCCACCCCCGCAGGAAGGGGCAGGCUGGCUAAGCAACCUGCCCCUCUCCACCCACGUUACAGGGACUACAUGCAUGGGGCCGGCACUGAGCAGCCCUCGUGUGCUGGGAGCUGCAUGGGCGUUUAGCAUGGAUCCCCCAGAGCCCCUGUCAGACGUCCCCCGCCCAACUCACUGCCCAGCAGCCUUGGGAUUCAGAAGCUGCUCAUCGCACCCAGGCAUGGGGGGGUCUCACUUCCAGGGCACUUGGCUGAGUCGCUCUGGUCUGAUCCUGCUUCCUCUAGCCUGCCCGGGACGUGCGGCACCAGAAGGUCGUGUGCGUGCUGCAGGCUGGUCCUACCCUCGCCGGCAUCCGCCCGGGCCUGCUCUCAGGAAUUUCUCAGCUGGAAAACGUCCCCACGACACUCACUGCUCCGCGAGUUUGGUUGUAGUCGCUUUCACUCUGCUCUGGCCUUAAGGCCGGGCCUGUCAAAUCAUUAGAUGUUCCCAGGGCUUUGGGGAGCAGACCCAGCUCCCUUUCUCUCUCCCCCACCCCCUUUAUUACCCCCCAGAGGCUCUGCACUGCCACGACUCCCCGUCCCCAGAGGGCUGGGCUAGCCGAGCCUGCGAUCCCCACUCUCCGCAUCCCCCAGUGACCGAGCGGGCCCAGCUGUUCAGUGCCCAGAUCUUCACCGGCGUGGCUGGAGCGGCCAGGGGCUCCUGGGCUGUCAGAUACGUGCACCAGCAUAAUGGGAAGCAUGGGAGGGUGUUAGUUCAUAGGCCGGUCCCACCUCCAGCCUCUGCAAAGCGCUUAGGGAGACCGGGCAGAGACCUCUCCUCGGGGCAGUGUGAAAUGCAGCCUUUCGGCUUUACCUGCUCAAGCACCCAGCCUGUUCAGAACGGUCCCUCUGCACCGAUUCCCAGGCUGGCCAAUGGCUGUGCCAGCCUGCCCUCGAAAUCAAACCGGGCCAUGCGCCCCGUCAGCUCCACAGCGUGAGAGCGCAUUGCAGACGUACUCAGCAGAUCCCGAUUGAAGUGCCAGCGCCGUCAUCUGCAUCCACCUUUUCUAGAAAACGAGAAAGUGCCUAGGUGAGGGGAGGCUGUGACUCACCCAUACUCGCUCUGAGCCACGGCUUCCACACGAGCGUUUUUAAAAAGUUGAAAUAACGUUAAUGAGCCAUCUCCCCACCAUGGGCAAGGGAACUGUCCCAGCUAAAACGGAUCCUUAGCCCCCUGCUGGCGCACCAGGGGCUGCAGAACAUACGGCCUGGGAGACCAGCUGCCGUCCGGUGGCUCCUGCUGCUCUGAGCAGACGACAGUUCGCCUUGACUCGGAGCUCCCUGGCUUGUCGCAGCUGAAGCCAGGCGUUUUGUAUCGUUUUCCUUCGUUUGUGUGUGACAGCGUCAGCGGGACGGCCGGCGAGCAGCAGCCAGAGCUCGGCCUGCCCCAGGCGAAGCCAGGUCAGCCUGGUGUGAUCUGAUUCUUCAGCAGCGUGUAAGUGAAAGGAGCUGGAAGUGCCAGCAGCAGGUGCACUGCCAUCUCCUCUGAGUCCCGGGGAGAACCCUGCCUGCUUCAGUUCUGCUGGGCUCACUUGGCUGAAGGUGACGUGAGCUGCUUCCUUUGGCCUUGGUACCAGCAACACCCCCCCCCCCACACACACACACACACAGAGGGGGCUCAGGAGGACUGGAGCACUGGGUCCCUCUUGCUGAUUCAGUUUAGGCUGCACCUAGAAAGGUGGCUGGGGCUGGGAGCAGGGCUGACACCUCCAGAGACCAAGGCAACUGACGCGGUGUCUCAGCUUGUCCAUCGACCGCCACGAGAUCCCUUCUCUGGAUGACGGGACGGCAGCAGGGCCUGCUCUGGGAUGAGUGCCGAGGGCAGCCGCUGAGCCAGCCGGCGGGUGCCACAUGUCCUGUGGAGCGUCGCUGAGCCCAGCACUGUCAGUGGGGGUCUCGGCAUAGCACAGAGAGCUAAAUAAACGGGAAUGUUCGCUUCCA
Messenger RNA from Terrapene triunguis (Three-toed box turtle), 4564 nucleotides. It is a transcript of the gene ARMH3, whose product is annotated as armadillo like helical domain containing 3. Bases 60 to 2129 code for a protein of 689 amino acids. Gene Ontology annotation, biological process: regulation of Golgi organization. The record is from RefSeq and is a predicted model, not a curated record. NCBI's taxonomy places the organism in Eukaryota, Metazoa, Chordata, Testudines, Emydidae. The transcript is spliced from 26 exons. Gene Ontology annotation, cellular component: cytosol.